Messenger RNA from Rhagoletis zephyria (snowberry fruit fly), 602 nucleotides. RefSeq lists its product as uncharacterized. Lineage: Eukaryota; Metazoa; Arthropoda; Insecta; Diptera; Tephritidae. The record is from RefSeq and is a predicted model, not a curated record.
UUCUGAACAGAAACUCCCCAGGAAUUUUUCCUCAUUUCCCUUUCCUCCUAUCAUGAAUAAAAAUUUCCUGAGGAAUUUUCCUCUUUUCUCUUUCCUCCUAUUCUAAACGAUCUUCGAAAAAGUGAAAAUGUGUUUGGGGAAAAAAGUAGGUAUUACGAAUGUCAAAAAGGAAGAGAAUUGACUUCGUUAUUCUGGGAGAAUUUUCACCAGUAUUUUAAAAGGGAGCUGCUACAAAAAUGUCUAAAACAACAAAUAGAAAGCAAGAGGAAAUUUUAAUAAGCCUAAUGGAAGCUAGGCCGGACAUUGCUCGCGGCUUCCAUAGGGGCAACAAAGAGGAAGUUUCCCGGUUUUGGCGGAACGCUGAGGUGGAACUAAACUCCGCAGGUCCACCGACAAAAAAUACGACUGAGUGGAAAAAGGUGUGGACCGACCAAAAAAAAUAUGUGCGUCAAAAGGCGUCGCAAAAUUUAAAAGCCAGUAAAGGCACGGGCGGUGGCCCAAACACCCAACAGAAACUNAAUGAAGGAAAGUGUUUCUACUCUUCAAGAUGUUCUGCUAAAAUCGUUACUGCUACAGUAACUGUUUCUUAUAAGGCUUGCUGA